This is a messenger RNA of Xenopus tropicalis (tropical clawed frog), 1786 nucleotides long. RefSeq names its product SLP adaptor and CSK interacting membrane protein (gene scimp). The transcript is spliced from 7 exons. Bases 163 to 690 code for a protein of 175 amino acids. NCBI's taxonomy places the organism in Eukaryota, Metazoa, Chordata, Amphibia, Anura, Pipidae. The record is from RefSeq and is a predicted model, not a curated record. Gene Ontology annotation, cellular component: tetraspanin-enriched microdomain; immunological synapse; membrane.
CAGAAGUCUAACCACAACAGGAAGUUUCAAAAGAGGGCUUACAUGAAUUUCUCCCCGUGCCUCCACUUACAUUUUAUCAUUCACACGAGAGCAGAUGCUUGUGUUUUGGGAAAGAGUUGAUUAGUCUGGAACACAUACUGGAAAGACAAGGAGUAUUUAUCCAUGGACACACCAUGGUACAGACAGUACUUCUGGCUUUUGGUAUUUGCAGGAAUUGUACUUUUUACUGCAAUCAUCAGCCUAAUCAUGGUUUGUCUGUGCAGGACACAGUUCUCAAAAGGUCUAAGUGCACGUAUUCAGAAGUCAUUUAGACAGAAAUCUAGAAAUCAAACACAAAGACAAGCAAACCAAGUAAUUAUGGACAAUAGCAUUUAUACUUCAUCACCAAGGAUAACGGCAGCUAACCCUGAUUCGAGGGUUGAUUCAAACAGACAAGGCCUGCAGCAGAACACAUUUCCAGUAUAUGCAGUGGCAGAGAAGAAGGAGAAACAGCUACAGUAUGUAAAUGUGGAAUUUGAAUUCAAGCCUGAGAAUAAUUUCCAAACAUCUGUAGAAUACAAACAGGAGCAGACUGGAAAAGAAUUUGUUAAUAUUGUUCCAGAAUGGGAAGAUAUGCCAAAUGGUGAAUAUAUUGAUAUCCUCCCUGAAGAUGAUGACAUUAAUGAACUGUAUGAUGACGUGCAGUUUUAGUAUCAAAUUAAAGUAACUGAUGAGCUAAUUACACUGUGCAACAAAUAUAGCCAAGUCCCUUACUUAUUAGCAGCAUGAGAUUAGCUCAGCUUUGUGUUCUGUUAGUAGAUUCUCAGUUUGAAAAACCCAUGAUUUUUCACUGGAAAAGCCUACAUUGUUUUAAUGUAUGUUUUUAUGAUAAACAUGUUUUACUUGUGGGCCUGCUAAGCUUUAGAACAUAUCCUGAGGAUCAAAAGUAAUAGAUGGCAAAUGCAGGCAAUAGGUACUUUCAGGAGUCCCAUACUUAUUUAUGGAUCGUAAAAAAGCAAAAGUUAAAUAGAAUCAUUUGCAAGGUAUGCCAAUGUACAAUUAUCUAUUCUAUAGGGGAGCUCUCUUAGGGGCCCCUAAGAGGGUCUGAAGGCCCCUGAGGUGGCAGCUUGCUCCGGUGGGCCUUGGAUACCCCAACUUGGCCAAAUACAGAAUCUAUUCUGUAUCCUUCUGUAAUUGGCAUACUUUAUGGUAAUUUGCAUGUUAUAAUCAAAAACAGAUUUGCAACUUUUUUGCCACCUUAUAUUGUUGAGCACUUAGGUCAUAUGAUAAAUAUACAGGAUUCCGUGUGUCCCAGAUUGAUACCAAUGAUAGUAAUAAGGAAGAGAGACAGAAAAAGAAAUAAAAAAACAGAAAAGUUGGGUAUUGGGUUACCUCCAUGUCUAAAUGCUUUGGGUGAAGUACAAGAGUCCUGCUUACCUACCUCUGGCAUUAGGGUCUGUUUUAUAGUUAUUAAAAAAAUCAUUGAGUGCAAUAAAUAUACACUGGCCUUAUAGGGCACAAAGCUGCCACUGCUUAGUUGGGUUUUCUUAUAUUUCAGUAUUUAUCUUAUUGGGUUGAUAAUUUACACAGGGUUUCCUGAAAAUAUGUGCUUUUCUCUUAGGCUGUACUUAUCUGCUUAGCUAAUUUUAUCUGGACAUUAUUUUAUUAUUAUUUUAUUAAUUUAUUUUAGUAUUGUUGUAUUUGUAUAAACUUCCUCUUUUGUAUAUCAUAAUAUAUGUGGUCACUAACUUCUGCUGUUUCACUGUUAUCAAUGCUGCACUGAUAAAAUAAAUAUUUUUAUAAAAUA